AUGACUCAAAGUGAGCUACAUUCACGUGCUAGCAGCAUUUUGAAGGAAAAUUCUUUGAGGCAUCGGAAAGAAGAGAUACUCUUAGGCCAUAACCACAGAAGCACUGAAAUAAGUACGAGGCGGAAAGUUUCUGGUGGGAUUUUAGAUAUUAACAGCUUAAAAAUGCUUGCAGAGAAGAGAGAUAUAUUUUUCCUCCUCUCUUUUCUAAUUCAUAACACUAAACCUGUUGUCCAUCAGGAUCUUGUUGGUUUGGUCAUCUCAAUGCUACUUUUAGGAGAUUUUAGCUUAGUUUUGCUUACUCUGCUCCAGUUGUAUUCAAUUUCAUUGGCGGACAUCUUUCUGGUUUUGUUUGUUUUACCGCUCGGUAUUUUUCUUCCAUUCCCUGCUGGAAUCAAUGCACUAUUCAGUCAUGGACCUAGGCGAUCUGCUGGGCUUGCACGUGUUUAUGCUUUGUGGAAUAUCGCUUCUAUGAUUAAUGUUGUAAGCUCUAUGUCCCUGAUGUCUUUUCCUAAAUUUAUUUUCUUUGUUUCUCUGAUGAUUUUUGACACUAUUCUAUGGUGGUUGCUUUCGUUUGCGGGUAUAUUCACUACAGUGGCCAGCCAAGUAGAAAACUACCAAACUUUCAGCCAUGGAACAUGUGAGAAGAAUUUUCAAGCUUUAUCAAAGGAUGAAAGUGAAUGGUGGAUUUUUCCUGUUGCACUGGUGGUUUGUAAAUGUAUCCAAUCCCAGCUCAUCAAUUGGCAUGUUGCGAAUUUGGAGAUUCAAGAUCGCUCAUUGUAUAGUAACGACUUUGAUCUAUUCUGGCAAUCAUGA
Molecule: messenger RNA, 813 nt
Organism: Ilex paraguariensis (yerba mate)
Lineage: Eukaryota; Viridiplantae; Streptophyta; Magnoliopsida; Aquifoliales; Aquifoliaceae
Source: the annotation of a GenBank genome assembly